Messenger RNA from Aspergillus chevalieri, 2337 nucleotides. Its product is annotated as putative ubiquitin fusion degradation protein (Ufd1). Gene Ontology annotation, cellular component: VCP-NPL4-UFD1 AAA ATPase complex. NCBI's taxonomy places the organism in Eukaryota, Fungi, Ascomycota, Eurotiomycetes, Eurotiales, Aspergillaceae. The record is from RefSeq and is a predicted model, not a curated record. The coding region runs from base 1 to 2337 and encodes 778 amino acids. Gene Ontology annotation, molecular function: polyubiquitin modification-dependent protein binding. The transcript has a single exon.
AUGAUGGCUGGUGCCGAAGACUCCCUGCGCUGGUCAUCGCAAUUCAUCGUCACCCCGCCACCACAGACCCCCCGACUGCCCGGCGAUAAGAUCACAUUACCACAACGCGCCCUCGAGGAAUUGCUCGCAGUCGCCCCUAUCCAGGAGGUAUCCCCGCGAGGCGCGCUCAUACAUACCCGCGCCUUCGAUCCGUUCAACCCGCAUACCUUUGCCGCCGAAUCGCGAGCCCGCGAACAGGACGCCGAUCGCCAACACCAACUCCCUCAUCCGCUGACAUUCCGCGUCGUGAACCCUCAGAAUGGCCGCGUGAUAUAUGCUGGGAUUCGGGAGUUCUCUGCGCCGGAGAACGAGGUUGGUUUAAGUGCAUUUCUUCGGGAUGCGCUGGGGAUCGAGGAGUCGCAGACCAACAGCGAAGCAUCGGAUGUUGAGCAGUCUGGGGCUAUGAACGGGGUAAAGACUCAAGGACCGACCGUCACGGUACAUGCGAAGCAGUUGCCGAAAGGUACCUACGUUCGCCUCCGCCCACUCGAGGCAGGUUACGAUCCGGAAGACUGGAAGGCGUUGCUGGAACGGUACUUGCGCGACAACUUCACAACAUUGACUACCGGCGAGAUCCUUGCUGUAUCUGGAGGACGGAAUGAGUCGUUCAGGUUUCUGGUUGACAGGGUGGAGCCUCAGGGCGACGGGAUCUGUGUCGUUGAUACAGAUUUAGAAGUAGAUAUACUGGCUUUAACAGAAGACCAAGCCAGAGAGACAUUACGGAAGCGGUUGGAAAAGGAGUCUCGCGCGCCUGGGAGCAAAGGAGGCAGCUCGAUUGGAGGCGCACUUAGCCUAGGGGAGACCAUCACAGGCCAGGUAGUGCCUGGGGAGUAUGUCGAUUAUGAGCUUCGCGACUGGAAUCGCGAAGACACCAUUGCCGUCGAAAUUGACGUUUUGGAUGAUGAUACCAACGUGUCUCUCUUUGCCAGCCCUUUCUCUUCUCGCCAACGGAACCGGCCCAGGGAUGACGAGCAUGUCUUUGGUGACUUUUCGAGUCAGCCGUCGAAACGCAUCAAGAUCGCGUCGACCAAUGUCGAGUUGGAAGGGGCAGAAACCCUGUAUGUAUCUGCGCAUGCUUUCCCUUUCUCCACACGAGAUGCGACAGAUGCGGGUCAGAAGACGCCCGCGCCGUACAAACUACGCAUCGUGACGAACCCUUCAGAGUCGGAAGAUAUCGAGAAAGAAGACGAGUCGGGUCCUCAGGAUCCUGAAGAUGUUCAAUGCAAAAACUGUCUGCAAUGGGUGCCUCAAAGGACAUUAGUCCUACAUGAGAAUUUCUGUUUCCGGAACAAUGUGGUCUGCCCUCAAUGCCGCAAUGUCUUCCAGAAGAGGUCCCCAGAAUGGCAAAACCACUGGCACUGUGAGCACGAUAAUUCUUAUGGCAAUGAUGCCGCAAGCAAGGAAAGUCACAACAGGAUAUUCCACGAAACAUGCUCAUGUUCAGCUUGUGGAUUCGAGGCAGAAGGUCUUCCACGACUGGCCCAGCAUCGUACGACCGUCUGCCCCGGAAAACCAAUAUUGUGUCGAUUCUGUCACCUCGUGGUUUCCCAGCAAGGCGAGUCGGAGCCUGACUUACAUGACCCUGAAGUGCUACUCUCGGGCCUUACGCCGCAUGAGCUUGUCGAUGGAGGACGUACUACGGAAUGCCAUCUAUGCAACAAGAUUAUCCGACUGCGCGACAUGAAUACACAUCUGCGCCAUCACGAUCUCGAACGCUUAUCGCGACCACCACCUCGUAUCUGUUUGAACCAGAACUGCGGGCGCACGCUGGAUGCACGGAGCGGAGGCGUGAAGAACGACUCCCUAGGCCUAUGUAACAUCUGUUUCGGACCGCUAUACGUCGACACCUACGAUCCAGAUGGAAAGGCACUCCGCCGCCGCAUCGAGCGCCGAUACCUCUCGCAAAUGAUGACCGGCUGCGGGAAACAGUGGUGCCAGAACGAGUAUUGCAAGACCGGAAAAUCCAACAACAACACUAAUAACACCCAACCGCCAACCAUGACCACUGCGAACAUCUUAACCGCAACACGCCCACUGACCAACGCCAUCAACUUGCAACCAGAUAGCACGCCCAACACCGCACCAUUCUUCUUCUGCACUGACCAAACUGGUCAGCAGCGCCGCACUAUGGCUGAGAUGCUAGCGGCAGAAGGGGAUGUGACUUCUGGUGGGAAGACGUAUGAUCUGGCUUGGUGCGUUGCUGCUGUUGAAGCUACAAGUGGGAAUUUGGAUAGGGCAAAGGAGUGGUUGGAUAAUUGGGCACCGUCGAAGGGGGAGGAUGUUCGAGCUGUUGCAUAA